This is a messenger RNA of Clonostachys byssicola, 870 nucleotides long. The record is from the annotation of a GenBank genome assembly. Lineage: Eukaryota; Fungi; Ascomycota; Sordariomycetes; Hypocreales; Bionectriaceae.
AUGCCCAACUUCAACCGUCUCGUUCGUUUUAAAGAUACGGAUGGGAAUAUCAGAUAUGGCGAAGCCCCUUCUUCAGGAUCAUUGAUCGGAUUUGAGGUAGACGUCUACCGUGGAACUGAACCCUGGAAUCUAAGUCUAACAAAGGAGAGAGCCGUAAUUUCCGAGCGCAUGUACGCCUUGAGCUCAUAUCAAACGAAAUUUCAGGUUCUUGCUCCGUUGGCUUACACCCCAAUUAUCUAUGGAAUUGGUUUAAAUUAUAAGACGCACAUAGCUGAGGCAGGGUGGCCAACACCUCCAUACCCCACCGUUUUCACGAAGCCAUCUGGAGCUCUCAAUGGCCCAUUCUCGACAGUUUCCAUUAACCCCCAAUGUACUUUGAUGGACUAUGAAGGGGAGUUGGCUGUUGUUAUUGGACAAGACUGUAAGGACGUCAGUGACCCUGAAAACGCUCUCCAGUUCGUAUUGGGGUAUACUGCGGCAAAUGAUGUGAGUAGUCGAUACUGGCAGGCACCAGAGAUCAGCGGACAGCAGCAUGGAUAUGCGAAGAGCUUUGAUGGGUUCGCUCCUAUUGGUCCUGUGCUCGUUUCUAAGACAGCCGCUGGGCCUGUUGGUGACAUGGUCCUCGUGACACGAGUCAAUGAUGAGGAACGGCAACGAGCCAAGCUGGAUGAUCUUCAGUUUGGCGUUGGUGAUUUGAUUGUUCACUUGAGCCGUGGUACAACCUUAAAGGCAGGUACUGUCAUCUUGACUGGGACCCCUGGCGGAGUUGCAGCCUUUAUGAAGCCACCUGCAUGGCUCAAGACAGGUGAUACAGUGGAGGUGGAGAUCUCAGGCAUCGGAAGCAUUUUAAACGAGUACGUAUAUCAAUGA